Messenger RNA from Perkinsus marinus ATCC 50983, 1827 nucleotides. RefSeq names its product ribose-phosphate pyrophosphokinase, putative. Gene Ontology annotation, cellular component: ribose phosphate diphosphokinase complex; cytoplasm. Lineage: Eukaryota; Perkinsozoa; Perkinsida; Perkinsidae. Gene Ontology annotation, molecular function: ribose phosphate diphosphokinase activity; magnesium ion binding. The transcript is spliced from 21 exons. The record is from RefSeq and is a predicted model, not a curated record. Gene Ontology annotation, biological process: purine nucleotide biosynthetic process; 5-phosphoribose 1-diphosphate biosynthetic process. The coding region runs from base 1 to 1827 and encodes 608 amino acids.
AUGGUGAGCUCGAAGGCGGACUUUACGUGUGAACAGUUGGUUCGAGAUUGGGAGAAAACACAUGAUGAAGGCGUUGGUAUAUUACGGCAGCCUAGUUCUGGUUUAUUCACAGUAGAAGACGAUAUGUAUGCAGUAAAAGUGAGAGCUCUUCUUAGGGCGGAGAUAUCGAGUUGGUAUUACGGGGCAUCAGUUGACAGUCUCCAACGCGGAAAUCUCGAGGAGUGGGUCGCUGAAUAUUUCUUCGAAUAUCGGCAGGUUAUGGUCGAUUACUUGGCAGAAUGGGCGCAUAUUUCGGAUCAAUUGCAAGGUAGCAAUGCGGCCCUAUCCCAACCUUCCAUCGGCUCGGGAAAUGUGCGUGGUUGUGGCGGACAUGUUGACGGCAUUGGCCACAGCUUUGGGACGUUCGUGGUGAGGUGGAUGUUGGCGCAUGAACUCAACAGGAUCGCGUCUUUGAGUUUGAUGGACCCGGUGUGCUUCCUGUUAGUGAAGAACGACUUGUUGUUGAAUACGCAGAGAAAAGUCCAUGAAGACCCGAUUGGGAUAUUGGCUACUUAUCUGGUCUUCAGGGAGUUGUAUACGGCACAUACAUUGACGAGGAAUUUCUUUUGGGAACAGAAUAACGUCUGGCCUGAAGAACUGCGGAAUGUCCCCACGCACGUGUCGUUGUGCGGCAAAGAUUUCAUAGUACCAGCUCACUCGAUAAGGAGGUUGUUGGAGGCUGAAUCGGCGGCGCGUCUGGCGAUUACUCGAGAGGAUCAAUUGAAGAAAUCACGACUACACGAGCAGUCCAGGAAUUUGAAAAAGGGGCGUGAGGAUUUAUUCCAACCAAUGAGAGUUGAUUGGAAUGACGAUGGUAUACACGGCGAAGCUCUGCUCAAUUCGGGGUGGAGGAGGAAUAUUUUGAGAGGAAUCGCUGAUGUUAUAUCAGCGCUACGUAGAGCGAGUGCUAGGAGUAUCACGCUGGUCACCCCUUACUUUGCAUAUGCUAGACACAUGGAAUCUGAGGGCGUAGCAGGAGACCCGGCGCUGACCCAACCAGCAACUCCGCUCGCUGCAAGUGAUAUCGCACUUAUGUACGAGGCGAUGGGAGUCGAUCGAAUUGUCACAGUGGAUCUGCAUGAGGGCAGUUUGGAAGGCUGUUUCGACGUUCCUGUUACGAACAUCGAUCCUCUCGGGUUGCCGUUGAAAUACUUCCUUGGAAAAGACCUUCAUAAUCCUGUUAUUGUUGCCCCGGAUAGCACUGCUAGUGAUAGAGCGUUCUUGUUCUGGCGAAGACUUCAGAAUCAUGGUGUUAACUGUGGGCUUGCAACGAUGGUGUCAAAUCGAAAAGCGCAGCUCGCGGAACGAUCGCCCGACGAAGCUGUUACCAUUAUUGGAAAAGACGGAGAACAAGUGAUAAUGCCGUCUGGAUGGAAGAAGUCGUUGGCGAGUCUGGUGACGAAAGAUUGGCUGGUUGGCGAUGUUGAAGGCCGAGACUGUAUCAUUGUUGACGACAUCAUCGACAGCGCUAAACGAAUGUCUCGAACGGUGAAGGAUCUACGCCAACACGGCGCGCGGAGGAUUUACAUGUACGCCACUCACGGCGUGUUGUCACCAGCAGCGAUGGAGCGCAUUAAUCGUCGAGGAGUUACUGAAGUUGUUAUCACCAACUCGCUUCCUUUUCCUGAGCACGCACGGAAAAGCGAAAAAAUAAGAGUCCUUUCUUUGGGUCAAGUCUUAGCGGAAGUGAUGUUGCGUAUUUACGAGGAAAAAUCGGUGUCGCAAAUGUUUUGGGAUAAUCAGAAGAAAGAAGGAAGCAAACGCCCAAGCGGAACGGCUACAGUUUAA